AAAGAGGUCUGGACAAAUCCACUUGUUCGUUCUGCAUGGGCCAGGGUCCCAAAUUGAACUUGCCAUAGAUGAACGAUGAUGCAAUACAACGACUCGUAUCUGAAUAUCAAUUAAUUCCAGCUUUUAAUGGUGGAUCAUCGCUAAUAAGGGGUAUUUAUCAUCCGAGUCCCCCGGCCAGCCGAACCAGCCAAGUACUUAAGCAUCGCUCGAGUAUAAAGCUUGCGCUGUUACGAGGCCUGUUUCAUUUGGAGAUCCACUGUUCGCUGAUCCUCUAAACCAACAUGGCAUCCUUCUUUCUUCUCGUUGUGUCAGCGCUUACCAGCUUUGUCUCCGCAGGCCUCUUGGCACCGCGUCAAAACACUACCUUGGUCAACAUCACUGCCCUGGAGAAGAAUGUGACUCCGAGGUCGGGGUCGGGUGCCGUGAGUGCGGCAGGGACGUUGUCGCCCUUCGGCGAAGUAGGUUUAGGGUGUGGAAUCAAUUGGCAGGAAACGCAGUCCGUUGGCGGUGACUGGGUUCCAGGAGGAUUGCAAGCUGGAUCGGACACUUUUGGAAUGGGUUCGGGUUUAACUAUCACCCCUGACGCUAUGAAUGUUGGUCUCGGCAUCAGUGUCAUCCCCGCUGACUUCAACUCGACUGUCAGUGUUGCAGCUGCGGCCAAUGGGACCAUCACUCUGGUGUUUGCCUCGACAGGAAAUUUCAGCUGUGAAGACACGACCGUAGAUGGCAUGAAGGCUAUGAAAUGCACCUCCAAGUAA
Pseudomassariella vexata is the source of this 758-nucleotide messenger RNA. RefSeq lists its product as uncharacterized. The transcript has 3 exons. Bases 282 to 758 code for a protein of 158 amino acids. NCBI's taxonomy places the organism in Eukaryota, Fungi, Ascomycota, Sordariomycetes, Amphisphaeriales, Pseudomassariaceae. The record is from RefSeq and is a predicted model, not a curated record.